Molecule: messenger RNA, 1383 nt
Organism: Sander lucioperca (pikeperch)
Lineage: Eukaryota; Metazoa; Chordata; Actinopteri; Perciformes; Percidae
Product: nuclear factor 7, brain-like
Exons: 4
Coding region: 121-1377 (418 amino acids)
Molecular function (GO): protein binding
Source: RefSeq, a predicted model, not a curated record
GAGCAACAGCAGAGCUGCACUCGAGGCAAAUCUCUCCGUUUCUCUUGAAAGAAACAUUCAUCUGAAUCCAGCAGCUUUUUCUCAACAACAGCAGAAUCUCUGCAAACACUGAGUGUCGAUAUGUCUGCUGCCAGCAGUCUGCUGACUGAAGAUCAGUUUCUCUGCUCCAUCUGUCUGGAUGUGUUCACUGAUCCAGUCACCAUACCAUGUGGACACAACUUCUGUAAAGCCUGCAUCACUGAUCACUGGGAUAUUGAUCUUCCCUAUCAGUGUCCUACCUGUAGAAAAGGUUUCAACAUGAAACCUAAGCUGCAGGUCAAUACUUUGAUCUCUGAGAUGGCUGCUAAGUUCAGACAGUCAGCUCAACUGAUACCAGAAGAAGUUCCCCGUGACGUCUACUCAGGAUUCAAACUGAAGACCUGGAUGUUCUUCCUGGCGUGUCUGAUGUGCGUCUUCAUGGCCUGGAUGCUCAUCGAGACGAUCAAAGAGAAACAGAAAACGACAGAGAAACUGGCUGAAGGCUUCGUCAAAGAUCUGAAACAGGAAAUCUCUGAGCUGAAGAAGAGAAUCACUGAGGUGGAGCAGCUCUAUGUGGCUCAGCAGGAGAAACUCAGGAAACAGAAGAACCUGCUCAUCGAGACGAUCAAAGAGAAACAGAAAACGACAGAGAAACUGGCUGAAGGCUUCAACAACGACGUGAAACAGGAAAUCUCUGAGCUGAAGAAGAGAAGCACUGAGGUGGAGCAGUUCUACAAGGCUCAGCUGGAAAAACUCAGUGAACAGAUCAUGAAACUGCUCCCUGAGUCUGAUCUGAAGAGGGUCCAGCAGUAUGAAGUGGAUGUGACUCUUGAUCCUGAUACAGCACAUCCUAGACUCAUCCUGUCUGAUGAUAGAAAACAAGUACAUGAUAGUGAUGUGAGGAAGAAUCUCCCAGACAACCCAGAAAGAUAUGAGACACAUGUUUUUGUCUUGGCAAAGCAAAGUUUUUCUUCAAGAAGAUUUUAUUAUGAGGUUCAGGUUAAAGGGAAGACUGCGUGGUUAUUUGGAGCGGCCAGAGAGUCGAUCAACAGGAAGGGAAAAAUCACACUGAGGCCUCAGGAUGGUUACUGGACGAUAUGGUUGGGGAAUGACAAUGAAUACUAUGCUCUUGAUGACCCUGCAGUCCAUCUCUCUCUGAAGUCUCGGCCUCAGAAGGUGGGGGUGUUUGUGGAUUAUGAGGAGGGUCUGGUCUCCUUUUAUGACGUUGAUGCUGAAGCUCUUAUCUACUCCUUUACUGGCUGCUCCUUCACUGAGAAACUCUACCCAUUCUUCAGUCCCUGUCUUAAUGAUGGUGGUAAAAACUCUGCCCCUCUGAUCAUCUCUCCUGUCAGUCACUGAGUAGAA